AUGGCAGGAGCUGAUCAAACCACAAAAACCACCAUCGCCACCACCACCAAAGCCAAGUUUCAAUCAAGCAAACCGGCUGCUCGUAGAUUUGUGGGAGUCCGACAAAGGCUCUCGGGGAGAUGGGUGGCGGAGAUCAAGGAUUCGUCCCAACGUGUAAGGCUAUGGCUAGGAACAUACGAUACUCCCGAAGAAGCAUCUCGAGCCUACGAUGAAGCAGCUCGAGCCCUGCGUGGGGAAAAUGUCCGCACCAACUUUGCAGUUCCAGUGAACCCAAGUUCGAACAUCUCAGGGACUUCGCCUUGUAACGGAGGGCUGCACUCGCAACCUGAUGGGCGGCAUGGUCUCAGCUUCUCUUCCUUGAAGGUUAAGUUGAGCAAAAAUUUAUAG
Carya illinoinensis is the source of this 387-nucleotide messenger RNA. Its product is annotated as ethylene-responsive transcription factor RAP2-11-like. The transcript has a single exon. Gene Ontology annotation, biological process: regulation of DNA-templated transcription. Bases 1 to 387 code for a protein of 128 amino acids. The record is from RefSeq and is a predicted model, not a curated record. NCBI's taxonomy places the organism in Eukaryota, Viridiplantae, Streptophyta, Magnoliopsida, Fagales, Juglandaceae. Gene Ontology annotation, molecular function: DNA-binding transcription factor activity; DNA binding.